This is a messenger RNA of Hemisphaericaspora subhashii, 2232 nucleotides long. It is a transcript of the gene HOS3, whose product is annotated as histone deacetylase. The coding region runs from base 1 to 2232 and encodes 743 amino acids. The record is from RefSeq and is a predicted model, not a curated record. Gene Ontology annotation, cellular component: nucleus. NCBI's taxonomy places the organism in Eukaryota, Fungi, Ascomycota, Pichiomycetes, Serinales, Debaryomycetaceae. Gene Ontology annotation, molecular function: histone deacetylase activity. The transcript has a single exon.
AUGUCAAGUCGUCGUCAAAGAGAGAGUCGUUGUCGGGAUGAUCAUGACAGCGACGAGGAUUCGUUGAUUGAAGCAUUUGAAACCACCUUGACUAUUAGACCAUCCACGACUGAAUAUGAAGAAGAUAAUGACAUUUCCAUUGAUCAUACCGUCUUACCUAAUAGUACUAUAAAUUAUACUAGAGAUACAAGUAUUGUCGAUAUACAAGAAUUGGAAGAAAAUGAACAACUUUUAGAACAAAUCCCCAAAUUUAAACCCAAUACGAGAAGAUACAGUCUUUUGCCCACUUACAACACUAUCAAAACAAUCGAUGAAAAUGACAGAACGAUUAAUACCACCACGUUUGAAAAAACACCGAGUCCAAGAUUGGAAGAACAUUAUAAUACCCAAAAACUUGAUCCUAAAUACAAUUCAAUCCUAAAACCUUCCAUAUUAAUCGAUGAAUCAUUAACCAAAUACACUAAGACCUUCAAUGAUUUCUUACAAUCAAACCCCCAUAUCCAAAAAGAAUCCCCUCGAUUCCCUCAAGAUUCAGAUAGAACUUUAAUUGUCUUGUCCCCCUAUUCUGCCGAACACGCAUUUGGACGGAAAUGGGUCACCAAAUCAUACCUAUCCACCAUCUUCGAACGGCCUCAACGAUUAGCAGCCAGUUGUAUUGGGGUAGCCUCGGCAGUAACGAUGUUUCCCUAUUAUUAUAAAGUCAUCAAUUCCACCAAAAGAGGUUCUAUUUUUGCAUCCCAUGUUCGUAAGAUUCAUGGACGUAAUUGGCCCAAGAAAUUAUUUGAAUUAUGUUUGGAAUCUCAUGAGAAAUUAAAGAAUGAUGAAUUGGAAGUUCCGGAAGAUUGGAACACGGGAGAUAUUUAUCUAACUCCGAAAACUAUAAAUGCAAUCGAAGGAGUCAUUGGAAGUAUCGAAACAGCGGUGGAUAGUUUAUAUCUGAAGAGGAAAAAACAGUUGAAUGAAGGUCAUAAUCUUGCGUUUGUAGUGAUUAGACCUCCAGGACAUCAUAGUCAUGCUUGUUUGCCUAGUGGAUUUUGUUUGUUAAAUAAUGUCCAGAUUGGAAUUGAGUAUGCGUUUGAGAAGUAUGGAAUCACUCAUUGUGCGAUUUUGGAUAUUGAUUUACAUCAUGGUGAUGGAUCACAGGAUAUUUGUUGGGAAAGAGGUGGAUUUACCGGUGAGUAUGGACAACAGGAGGAAGAUGAGAUUGUAGAUCCGAAAUUGAAUCCAAGGGAUGAUUAUGGGAAACGAUUUGCUACAUAUCCUAAAGUAGGAUACUUUUCAUUGCAUGAUAUUAAAUCAUAUCCUACUGAAUUAGGAUAUGCUACCAAGGAAAAUAUUAAGAAUGCAUCUACUUGUAUUAUGGAUCAUGAUUUAAAUAUUUGGAAUGUUCAUUUACAAUCUUGGAAUGAUGAAGAUGAAUUCUAUAAACAUUAUCAAACCAAAUAUGUUGCCAUUUUAAAUCGAGCAAAUCAAUUCCUCAAUAAUGCCAAAAAACAAUAUGAUGAUGAAUAUCAAGAAUAUUUAAUCCAAUUAUCAAAAUAUAAUAAAUCAAUUCUUAAACCCCAUCUCUUUGCUCCCAACCAACAACCUUCCACGAUCACCAAACCAACCCCACCACCUCCAUUCAAACCCCUAAUCACAAUCUCCGCCGGAUUUGACGCUUCAGAAUAUGAAAACCCGCAAAUGCAACGUCAUGGGAUCAACGUCCCCACCUCAUUCUAUGCCACCUUCACCCAAGACGUCGUCAAACUCGCCAAAAUCCAUACCAACGGAAAAGUCAUCUCCUUCUUAGAAGGAGGAUAUUCCGAUGGAGCAUUGACCACGGGGAUUUUCUCCCAUUUGAUCGGUCUCAACAAUGACGACGAAUUCUUGUGGAAUCAAACCUGGGGAAGUGAACAAGUGAUGAAGGAAUUAGUUAAAGGAUGUAAGAAAUCCUGGACCCCCUAUAAGAAACCUCAGAGUGAUAUUACCAUCUGGGCUAAUGAGGUUAUCAAAUUAGGUAGAUCGAUGAUGCCGAAUGCUAUCUUGCCGGCGAAUUAUAUCUAUCUGUAUCUGUAUCCUGAAAGUCUGGAGCCUAAGGGGGCCGUGAAUAAGAUGGUGAAGGAGCUUAUGGAUUCGAAUGGGAAGUUGUUGGUUGUGCCUGAGAGUCCGGUGAAGGUUGAUCCUGAGGAUGGGAGGAAGGUGGUUAGACAUACUAGAUCGUAUUAUAGGCGGAAAGACGGGGAUGAAUAA